Messenger RNA from Cygnus olor (mute swan), 4709 nucleotides. It is a transcript of the gene ACOT12, whose product is annotated as acyl-CoA thioesterase 12. Gene Ontology annotation, cellular component: extracellular exosome. Bases 174 to 1823 code for a protein of 549 amino acids. Gene Ontology annotation, molecular function: lipid binding; acetyl-CoA hydrolase activity. The transcript has 15 exons. The record is from RefSeq and is a predicted model, not a curated record. NCBI's taxonomy places the organism in Eukaryota, Metazoa, Chordata, Aves, Anseriformes, Anatidae.
ACCGCAGCCCGGCCCCGUCCAGAGGGGGGCGAGUCCACCUCGGCCACGGCCGUCGUGGGGCGGGACCGUCCCGGCAGGGAGCGGGAAGGGCGGCCCGGCCCGGCUCGUCCCGGCGCUGCCUCCCGGUGGCCGGGGCAGCCUCGGCCGCCGCUGCCCUUUUCACCCGCCGUGCCAUGGAGCGGUGCGGGGCGGCGGCGGGCGGCGAUGUCCGCAUGUGCCAGACCGUCUUCCCGGCUCACGCCAACCACCGCGGGGAGCUGAGCGCCGGGCAGCUCCUCAAGUGGAUGGACGCCACCGCCUGCCUGGCAGCUGAGAAACACGCUGGUGUGUCUUGUGUGACAGCGUCUAUGGAUGACAUACAGUUCGAAGAGGCUGCCAGGGUUGGACAAGUUAUUACCAUCAAAGCAAAGGUGAACAGAGCAUUCAAAACCAGCAUGGAGGUUGGCAUCAAGGUUACAGUACAGGAUGUUUUGACAAAUGUUGAAAAAAUUGUGAGUGUGGCGUAUGCAACAUAUGUAGCCAAACCAGUUGGUGCUAAAAAGAUUGAAUUAGAAUCUGUACAGCUUCUGUCUACAGAAGACCAUCUGGAGCACACCCUGGCUACUGAGAGAAGAAGAAUACGACUGGGCUAUGAACAGGUCUUUCAGAACCUAAUGCAGGAGAGUAAUAAGGAAGAUACUUUCAAAGAGGAAGAUGCAGUUUCAACUGACCUUACUCACGUGCAGAGUAUUGAGCUUGUCCAGCCUCCUCAUGCAAACCAUCAUGGAAACACUUUUGGUGGCCAGAUCAUGGCUUGGAUGGAGACAGUGGCAAGUAUUUCAGCAAGCCGCCUUUGUCGUUCAUAUCCCAUCUUGAAAUCAGUCAAUAUGUUUAAAUUCUGGGGACCGUCCGUCGUGGGUGACCGCCUUGUCUUCAAUGCAAUUGUGAACAACACAUUUCAGAAUAGUGUAGAGGUUGGUGUCCGCGUUGAGGCUUAUAACUGUGAAGAAUGGAUCAAGGACCAAGCACGGCAUAUUAACAGUGCGUUUCUCAUUUUUAAUGCUGUGAAUGACAAAGGAGAACUGCUCAUCUUCCCUGGAGUUAAACCUACUACAAAGGACAGUGUGAGGCGGUACCAUGGAGCCAUUGCCCGAAGGAGAAUUCGACUAGCCAGAAAGUGUAUGCUCUCUGCUAAAGAAGACAAACCAUCUGACCCCUGGGAGACAAGCAACCAGGCAUAUGUGAGUUACAGCAAUGUAGCCACACUGACACACCUGGCAGCAAAACGAGGAUGGGAAAUAACCAGUAUGCUAGAGCAUAUAAAAAUAUGGACUCAUGAGGAGGGUGAUGUCUUGUCACUCAAAGUAGAAAUGCAAGUGAAGAUACCAUCACAUGUAGCUUUCUCCCUUUUGUCUGACUUCACACGCCGUCAACAAUGGGACAAACAUUUCUUAACUUGUGAGGUCCUACAGGCUGUGAACGAAGAUGAGAAGAUAUAUUAUGUUACGUCUCCACCCAUGACUGGCCAUAAACCCCGGGACUUCGUGAUUCUUGUGUCUCAAAGGCAACCUUGUAAGCCCAGUGAACCCUAUGUAGUAGCUGUAAAGUCAGUUACCCUCACGUCUAAGCCGCCUUCUCCAGAAUACUGCAGAAGUGAAAUCCUUUGUGCAGGAUUCCAGAUCUACAGUGACAGUGACAGCUCCUGUACGGUGUGUUACUUCAAUCAAAUGACAUCAGGUGUUAUGCCCUACUUAGCUGCGAAUCUUACUGGUUCAUCAAACUCCAUUGAAGACACUGCUUUGGAGUGUAUAAAGUUCUUGAAGCAGAAAGGCAGCAAGUGCUGAAGUUAAAAGCAAAUUUCCGGACAGUGCUAAAGAUUAUCAAGCAAUACCGGUUAAAAUUCUUGCAUGUGUGUUGAUCAUCCUUCUACAUCUUAAUUACUUUGGGUCAUGCAGCUGAUACUGGGCUUGAACCAGAGGAUAUCUAGCAUGAGGAUUUUGUAUGAAAUUAAGAUUAGGCCUUAUGCUCUAAAUUCUCUUUUAAUCUAAAAGAGAUUAAGGCACAGAGUCUGCACUUGAAUGCAUUAAUGAAUUUUGAUUGACCCAACAGAACUUAGACCAUUUCAUUUUCAUUAUUAUACUGUUGUAUUGAACCUAGUGGCACUCAGUCAGUUUUAAAUCAGUAAACUCUAAUCUGUCUAAUUUGCAGAGAACUGGUACUACUAAGUACCUUAUCCAGUGCUCUGGCCUCUUUGUCUAGGUUCUUGCACAUGCAUUGUAUGUAAAUCUAUUAUACCCUAAAUGAAGUUAGUGUUUGCUAAUGUUUAUGUGUCAAUGCUUGUAGCUUAUCUGUGAUUUUCAGUAAAUUAUUGCUUUUCAGGUUACACGUCGAUCAUCAUAAUUUUUAUUACACUAUCUCUGGAAGGGCUUCAGACCUGAUUCCAGACAGACUGGUUUGUGGUGAUGAUGGGGGGCUGUUGGUCUUCUACGCAAGUGCUGUGACCCCCAGUUCUACACCAGACUGUUCUGCUGGCAGCAAAUUCAUGUAGAGCAGGAAGAGUCUUGAAUACAUUCCCUCAUACAUAAAAAGGGAGAAGUUUCAGAGGUUUUAUUGUGGUGUGUCUGUUGUUUUCUGUUGUUUUUUUUCCCUCUCAAAAGGCCCUUGUUCAAAAAGCAUAUAAGAUCACCUGCAGUUAAAUUGUAACAUGAAUGGAGACGUGGGUUAAGAGGAUCAAAGCGUGUGAACUGUAGCUGUGCCAUUCCUCUCUCUGAAGUCUCGUAAUUGGUAGAAUGAGAGCUCUAAGCAUCUCAUCCAGGUCCCACUUAAGUAAAUUACAUCUUCAGUUUAACCUAUAACCAAAUCAAAGCUUUUUUUGGUGAUCUGUGGGUUACAAUAUACCUGCAAAUUGUGCAUGACAUCGACCACAUGCACCACAGGAGGCACCUGCUCUUGCCCUGGAAGCCCUUAUGUGUAUUAGCAGUCAGCUGGCCUCUCAUUGGGGCAUUUCACAUGGGUACGGCGUUGCACUGAAACAAUGAUCGAGCGAAAUUAGGACGUCUUCUGUAUCUUGUGAUGCCAGCCACUAUACACCCUACAACACAGAGAAAUGUUUGCACUAGUAAUAGAAAAAUCAAACUGGGGCAUGAUCUUUGGCUCUGAAGAUGACCCUUUGGAUACAGAUCCUUAUUUUGGAUCAUGAUUUUUACCACAUGGGUAAGAUGCAUCUAGCAAGUGAGGACUGCAGGCUCAGGGCAGCCCCUUCCACAGCACGAACCGUGUCGAGGCCUGAGCAGGGCAGGCUUCCUUCCUCCUCCUGGGGUGGCUGGUAAGGGGAGGGUCGUCACCUGUGCAAGCUGCGCAGCUCUGUGCUCUCUCAGAUGUUUGCUGUGUGCAGACAGCAGCAGACAGAAGCCCUCGAGCGGGCAGGUAAGUCUUUGUGGUUCCAAUUUUUAGCAAACAGAGACACCUAACGUUCAGCUCUGCGUAUGUGCAGGGAAUAUAUUCCCUGAAUAAAGCUUCUGGGGAGAGCCCAACCUCAGCCCAUGCCCAGCACUGAGUGACCUGUGCAGCAGCUCAUAACCUGCCUUUAGAGACGACUACACACUGAACUCAGCUGUUGGGCCACCACAAGGGCUGUCUGGAGAACAUUAUUUGGCAUUUUGGAAGUAAGUGUUUUGCUGAGAUCAUUCCAGCCUCAUGCCUGCUCAUCUGACACUGAGACCUUAGCCACUGUAGUGCUGAGCACUGCAAACUCAGGCUUCUUUCUGGAUGCAGCCACACAUCUUUCUUUAGGUGUGUGUGGGGCUAGUGUCUGGUCACAUAGCCGAAGGAUUAUGUACCAGCUUCUGUGCAACUGAGAUGAGAUCCAGGUUUCUAGCAGAACAAGUUUUCCUUAAACUGUUUGCCUAACUUUAAAAUUUAGUAGAACAAUACAUCUUUAUACACAAGUGCUUUAAAAGUAACUGCUCACAUAGCUAGCUGCCGUCUAGCUACACAAGCUUUUGUGAAAUGAAAUGAAGAGAUUUGUAGGUGUGUUUAACAACUUGUGUUGUCCAGCAGUUACUGAAGAUUGCUAACCUGUGCAGCAGUUUUACAGCAGAGCACAAGAAUUUCAGCACCUCAUUUUGUGCUCCAUCUACGAAUUCAAGAAUUCAAAGGUUAAUCCACAACUUCGUGCAUGGUAUUCUAUGCCACAACUGUCCCUUUUGCCUUCCUGGUGUUAGCAGUCCCUCUAGCCAAGCAGAAGUCACUGAUCAGUUGUGGGAAUUCUCUUUUCCUCGCCCAGGAUCCAUGCAGUACCUGAUACAACCUUGCAGCCCCUCAAAGGGACGCUUCUGCCUCAGCCUGCAGUAGAGCAGCCAGGUGACCACGUCUUACUUGGAACCACAGACCUGGAGCAGCCACUGCCUCGGGAGGAAAGGCUGCACUCUGAAACCCCAACUCACACACCACAGGCAUUGUCUACAGCAGUAGGACUGUCAAAGUGCAUGGCUUCAAGUGUGUGGUGGUGGAAGAACACACAAUCCGAAUCAUCCAGGUUGGAAAAGACCUUCAGGAUCAUCAAGUCAUGCUACAACAUUAAGGAGAUUUGAAACACAGAAAAUAAUCUAAAAUGGUGAGGUUUUAAAAAAUAUUUAUGUAUUCAUAUACUAGAAAGGAAAACACCUUUUAAGCUGGAAUGUCUGUUGCAGCUUUGAGCUUCAAUCAAAGUUAAUUAAAACUCGGUAAUU